AUGGAGGUAGUGGCAUUGCCCAAUAUUGUGAUUAUCAAAUCCAUGGACAAUGGAAAAUACUUGAGAUGUUUAACUAAGGAGGAAUUUGAGGAUGAGAAACGAAAACUAUUUAAAAUGCAUGUGAAAUUUGGAGGAGAGCACAUUAGCAGUCCUUUGAUAAAAUUUCAAGUGGUGACAGCUCGAAAUAAGGAAUUUGUGCACUUGCGGUGUUGCCACACCAACAAGUAUCUCGUCAUGGGGUCGACAACUGGCUGGUUUAUUCAUGCCAAGGCUGACAUUCCCAUAGAUGAUGAAAAAUCUGUGAAUACAUCUACACUCUUCAAACCUAUCAGAGCUACCGAUGCUGAAUUGGAGGGUCAACCAGAUUUAUACCGUCUUCUACACGUCGCGACUAACAAGUACGUUAGUUACCAUAGGAUGCCUGAGCCACUCGAGGAAAGCCUAUACGUCGCCUACACCUCCCCCUCCACUAAUAAGUACUAUGACGAUGUUUUCAAAAUCAUGGAUUUUGAGUCCAUCGUUAUAUUUCCUGAACAAGUCGCAUUCAAGCAGCACGGUACCCAAAACAAGUUUCUCAGCUGCAGAUCCUUCAAAAACCACCCGUACCUGCAGUUCCUCGAUGGCACCGAUGAGGGCGACACAACUGUAGCCAAUGUGAUCUACACUGUUGGUGAUGGUUUUGUCCGUAUAAAAAAUCUCUCCACUGGAAAAUUCUGGAGGCGUAGCCCUAAUUGGAUCUGGGCUGACUCUGACAAGACUGAGGAUGAUAAGAGUUCUGACUUCCAAAACACUAUAUUCUGGCCUGUCAAACUCGGUGAUAAUGUGGUGGCACUGCGCAGUGUGGUGAAUGAUCGUUUUCUCAAGGGAAUCACUCUAGAUGGCGUAACAGAUUGCCUUAAUGCCGCAGAGACUGGCAUGCCAAAUCAGGUGAAGUUGGAGGUGGUUGAGACCUUGAUUGAAAGGAACAUAUACGACGUAGAAUACCACACAGAGGUAGGAAAGGUGUAUAAUGUCAUUGAGAAAGACAGUGUGACAUCUCGCAACACUAGUUACACAACAGAAGACACUGUGACCCUUAAGUUUUCUCACAAGAAAUCAAAAUCUAAAACUCUUGGGGGAAGUGUUUCCCUCAAGUUAGGUGCCAAAGCAACCCUUAAACUUGACGUGAUACCUGCAUACUUAGGUGGGCAGAUCGAGUUUUCGGCUGAGCUUACAGGGACAGUUCAAUGGGGAACCACCGACUUAACUGAAACUGUAACUGAAACUAUGAACGCUGUUAAAGUGGCUCCAAGGACUAGAAAAACAGUGACCCUUGUAGCCACGCACGGAAUAUGUGAAGUUCCCUUCUCUUAUACUCGUCGCGAUUAUUACCACAAUAAACGCAAUCCCGAGAUUAAAAGACUGCAUGAUGGGAUCUACAAGGGGAUCAACACCACCAACAUAGACUACGUUACUAAGGAGGAGCCCUUACCAACUUCUGAUUAA
This is a messenger RNA of Cannabis sativa, 1485 nucleotides long. RefSeq lists its product as uncharacterized. The transcript has a single exon. The record is from RefSeq and is a predicted model, not a curated record. Bases 1 to 1485 code for a protein of 494 amino acids. Lineage: Eukaryota; Viridiplantae; Streptophyta; Magnoliopsida; Rosales; Cannabaceae.